Messenger RNA from Nematostella vectensis (starlet sea anemone), 852 nucleotides. Its product is annotated as small ubiquitin-related modifier 1. The transcript is spliced from 5 exons. NCBI's taxonomy places the organism in Eukaryota, Metazoa, Cnidaria, Anthozoa, Actiniaria, Edwardsiidae. The coding region runs from base 40 to 369 and encodes 109 amino acids. Gene Ontology annotation, biological process: protein sumoylation. Gene Ontology annotation, molecular function: protein tag activity; ubiquitin-like protein ligase binding. The record is from RefSeq and is a predicted model, not a curated record. Gene Ontology annotation, cellular component: PML body; nucleus.
UGGAGGAAAAUCGGAAGGCAGUGUCCCGUGAGCCUUUGCAUGCGCGAUAAGCGGCGUGAACGAAGUUUGGACUUUGAAGAAAAAGCCAUCACAAUGAGUGAAGAAAAUAAGGAAGUAAAGCCAGAGUCGGAGCACAUCAACUUGAAAGUCAUGGGUUCGGAUAACUCCGAGGUCCAUUUCAAAAUAAAGAAGACCACACAGUUGAAAAAAUUGAAGGCAGCCUAUUGUGACAGACAGGGUGUUCAGAUGAACUCAGUACGAUUUCUUUUCGAUGGACAAAGAAUAAAUGAUGAUCAAACUCCUAAACAGCUUGAAAUGGAAGAUGAUGAUGUAAUUGAAGUAUACCAAGAGCAGACAGGUGGAUUAUGAGGAGAGGUGCAUUCCCUGAGUUCAAUACAAACUGUACAUUAGAAACAUACUGCAACAGCAUUGCUACCAUGCCAAGAUCUGCACUUUCCCAGGAUUGUUGAUAUAGGCGAACAUUUUCUAGCUGGCAGGACCAUGGAUUGCCAUUUUAUCUGCAUAUUUUUUUUUUAUGUUUGUAAUGUUGAUGUUGUAGUUCUAUCAAAUGACAAUAAUAAGAAGUAUGCUCAUCUUAUGAUGAGGAGCAAAUUCUGCACCACUUAUGUUUGAAUAUCCAUUUUGUAAUAAAUUAAGACUACAUGUUUUUCUUUCAUUUAUUAUAUGUUCUUUGAAUUUCCCUUCAUCCAAACCAAAUGCUUUUUAAAGGACGUAUCAAAAGAACAAUCUGGUUGCAGAAUUUCUCCUUGUAUCUCUUUAUCUUAACAUUGUUACCUCUAAGUCAGUAUAUAUAUUUUUCAUUUUGACUAUUGAGUAAAGUGAUUUAUUCAA